Parasteatoda tepidariorum (common house spider) is the source of this 6713-nucleotide messenger RNA. RefSeq names its product zinc finger MYND domain-containing protein 11. NCBI's taxonomy places the organism in Eukaryota, Metazoa, Arthropoda, Arachnida, Araneae, Theridiidae. Gene Ontology annotation, cellular component: nucleus. Gene Ontology annotation, molecular function: transcription corepressor activity; DNA binding. The record is from RefSeq and is a predicted model, not a curated record. Gene Ontology annotation, biological process: regulation of signal transduction; regulation of transcription elongation by RNA polymerase II.
AUUUUUGACUGUGGGUGUUAUUUUAUCAAACGCAAAAGUUGUGAAUAUUUCUUGUUCGUUGACCACAUUAUUAUUUUUAAACUACCUUUAAUUUUUAUGUGUCAUAAAAAAUUCGUCUGGCUUGUUUGUAGUUGCAGUAUUAUCUAAUUGAUUUCUUUGUCAUAAUUUUGUAUUUUAUGAUCAUAAAGUGAAAAGAAAUAUUCUUAAAUCUUCCUUCUUGGAACUUUUCGGGUUCAUCAAUCUCAAAUGAAAGUUAUUAUUUAGUGAGAGUGAUAUCAUUCUUCGAUUUUUAAAAAGCAACAUUUGACUGUCACUUAAAUGAUUUUAUAUCUGUAUUUUAGCUUAAUCUAAAAGACAACCAUGGCAGUUGAAGUGAGAAGGAAGGGCAGUACAGAGACUAUUCGGCAUCUUUGGGAUGCAAUUGUCUUCAUUCGUCAACAGAGACAAGUUCCAAACAUUGAGAGAAUAUCGAAUAAUUUAAAGAAAAAGCACAAUAUUAGUCCUGAUGAUCUAGAAGCGCAGUUGGCAUUUGCUGUCAGUGACAACCUCAUAGAAAUAAAGAAAAGUGUCGCUUGUAAAGGCUCUAGAGCUGGCUCUGAGCAGCAAGCAUAUCGCAUUCCAGAAAAGGAAAUGGAAAAAGAUGGCCAUGAUUGGUAUUGCUUUGGUUGUCACAAGGAAGGUGAAGUCUUGCACUGCUCUUCCUGUCAUAGAGUUUAUCAUAAAGAUUGCUUGAAAGAUGGUGAAAAAAUUACAGAGGAUGAUAAGCUUAUAUGUGAUAUUUGCAAGUUGCUGAUGUCCAAAGACACUCUCAAAAUCGAAAAUGAAGAUUUGAAUUUAUUAUUGGGCUAUGCUUGUCUUCGCUUGAAAGAAAAAAUUGGCAAUGAAUCUGAAAUACUAAAACUAAUGCCAAAUGAAGAAAAGUGGAGGCAUAAUUUUCUUAUCUAUGAGGAAAUGGACCUGACCAUUAUGGAAGAUAAGACGGACAAUAAUUUAUAUAAUCGCAUUGAAGAGUUUCAAGUGGACGCCCAGACAAUGGUUCAUAAUAUUGUCUUGUUCUGUGGAGUUCAUAGUACAACUGCUGAUUUGGCAAGAAAGUUACUGCGUGAUUGUUGCUAUGAUUUGGGAGAAAUUCGUCAAUGUCCAGAUUGUUACAGAACUUCCAAUGAGAAACGAGAAAAACAUUGGUUUUGCAAACCCUGCAACCCACCUCAUGAUCUUGUCUAUGCAAAACAAAAGAGUUUUCCUUAUUGGCCUGCUAAAGUAAUGCGUGUAAUUAACGGAAAAUAUGAUGUCAGGUUCUUUGGCGGAGCUCAUGAAAGAGCAAAUGUAGAAAAAGAACAUAUCAAGCCAAUCAAUACACCCAUGCAACAGCUGCAGUUGAAAAGAAGUGCAGCACUGAAUAAAGCUCUUGAAGAGUUGAAGCGCCAUCAACAGUGGAUGGGACUCAUACCAAAGAAAGAAACAGCAGCUCAUCAUAAAGCGAAAAAAAAAUCCCAUCCUCCACCCUCUGCCAACUCUUCUCGCUCCAAUUCCCGUUCUAGAUCCCGAAAGAGCUCCAUUUCCAGUGAAGAUUUGUCAGAGAAUGAGGCCGAUGACAAUUCAUCACAAGAUGAAUGUCCAUCAUCCUCAUCUCCGAAAGUUGCACGGUUUAAGGAUGCUCCAACUCCAGAAGAUCAUAAUGUUGUAUCUUCUUCCUGUCAAGAGUCCUCCCCCUGUGCUAAAGUAACAGUAUCAACACAAACUCAUAAAAAGUUACUAGCAUCUCUACUUCCACCUAAACCUCCAAAAGAACCAGAAAAAGAAAUGAUACCCUGUGACUGUGAACAAAAGUACAGUAAAAUGUUCAAAGAAUUUAAGGAGCGUCUGGAAGCAGAGCAAAAAGAGGAGAAAGAAAGAUCUCUCAGAGAAUUAGCAGAAAGGCUGAGGCAAGAUUUUGAAGAAGAGAAACAAAAAGUUCUUGCAGCAGCGGUUGAGAAAAUUCAGUUUGAACUGAGUGAAGCAAAGAGGCAAUCAGAUGAAAAAAUCAAAUCAGCCCACGAUGGAGAGAUCACAGAAAUCAUGGAACGUCACAAGCAGGAGGUCUCAGAAAUAAAAAAGAAACAAUGGUGCUACAACUGUGAGCUGGAAGCCAUCUACCAUUGUUGCUGGAAUACCUCUUAUUGCAGUGUCGAUUGUCAACAAGUCCAUUGGCACAAAGAACACAAACGUACCUGUAGGAGAAAGCGGUAAUGCCUUCCUUCCACGUUUUAUGUGCUCUUGUGCGGUUCAAGGGAAACAAUUCACUUUUUGCCAAAGUAUGUUUUCAUCAUACGACUCACAAACUGAUAACUACCUGUGUGAGUUGUGUUAUUUAAGUAGACAUUUGGGUGAUCUGUUAGACCUCACUUUCAUGUGAUCUGCUAGACCUCACUUUCAUGCAAUUUGAGUGGUUUGUUAGAGCUCACUUUCAUCUGCAGAACUCUCUAUAAAGGAGCUUCUCGUCUCUCUCCAUACUGCUAGUAUUGUUUUCAGUAUUAUGGACACUGUUGAAGAAAUGUUGGGAGAGCUCCACUUUGGCAUUAAAAUGGCAUUUGUAUUGUAGGAUAGUGAGAAGCAUAGCUCCUUUCAUGUUUUAUACUUUUUGUAGGUAUUUAUCAUCUGGACGGACAAAAACUUCUAAUCAAGUUACUGUAAACAAGUAACUGGUCUUUUUAAAGGUUGGAACAAGAAAUUUUAUGUAAAACAUUGCAACUUAACUGGCUUCAUUCAAUAUUUGUCAUCCUUUUUUUUUUUAAAAUACACUUAGAAUUUGUGAGUUCAUUUUUUUUAACCAUUAUUUAGGCUGAGAACUAACAGCUUUUGCUUUCCUCAAUGAAAUAGCUACCUGACAAAUACAAUUGAAGAUUUGUAAGGUACAAAUUGUUUGUGGUCACCUCCUUUUACACGGUGGACGCUAGAGGAUGGGGGCCUUGGACAGCGAGAGGACCACCAGUAGGGUCAGCCGAAGGGGAGAUAAGGAGUGAUAGAUUUAUGAGGAAUUAGAAUGCAGAACACAUUAUCUUAACAAUUUGUUCUUGUGGAAUAUAACAUUUCUUUCAAUUUGUUUUUAUGGGAUAUCUAUUUCAUUGAGGUUAGUUCUCGGCCUUAAAUUCCUUACUAGAAGUUAAAAUGAAUUUAAGUCAUACAUUGAACUGUUAUAGUAUGGUUAAUCUUUAACAACUCAAACAGUGAUUAUUGUUGUUUAAACAUGAAAAAUUCAUAAACUAUGUUGAAUAUUUAAGUUUUUAGAAACAUUUUAAUUUAAAAUAAUGACAAUCUUCAAUUUCAUAAUAAUGUCAUUUCAUUUUAUAGUAUGUAAUAUCGUUUUGUCAUUUGAAAUCAUAUUCAUUUAUCGUUAGUAAAAAUGUUACCUCAUUUCUAUUAAGGAAGUGUCAGCAAUUUAUGUGUCUUAUUGUACUACUGCGGAACUACAAUUAUUUGGUAUAAAUGAAUGGAAUUUUGAUCAAGAUAACUGGUAGUUGGAUAAUUCAAAUAUAAAUAAAUAAAUGUUUUGCCGUAAAAGGAGAGGCAUCAUUGACUCAUAAUAAAUUGUAGUAAAUACAAAAAUUUUAUUCCUUUGCUAAUAAUUGAUGGUAAAACAACUAUUCUGUGUAAUUGAAUUGCUGGAAGAAAAAAAUUAUUUGCAUUUCUAAAGAUUGGAAUAGAUAAAUAAUUCAUUUUUAAUCAGAUCAAGAUAUCAAAAUCAUUUUAACAUCUUUAUCAUAUUUUCCUGUGUAUAAAUCAACUUUGUAAUCCUGUAAAUUGUAAUGAAAUUUCAGGGUCGUCUUACUCACUGAAUUUUUUUCUUCCAAAAUCUGGUGAUAAACAUAAAAAAAGAGCAAAUAUAAGAUAAUUAUAAACAUAAUUAGAGUAACAAAAUUACUACACACUUAUGUUAGUUCUUAAUUGAAAGACUUCAAAUGCACUGAUUUCAUCAGAAGACAAGGGUGAUUGUAUUCUGUGAUUUUCCUAUCAUCCUACUGAACUAAAAACUAGGAGCAUGGCAUGUGAUUGCAGAUAUCACAGACUUCUGCGAAUGAAACUUAUAAUCCUAUGAAAUUUUUGAGUUCUGAUAUCUAAAAUUUAAAUUAUCAAACCUUCGCUAAAUCAUGUUAACGAGCUGUUUACAUACGCACGAGUCUUCCUAUAAUUGGCGAAAAUACGCCAAUUUGAUUUGGCAGAAUUUUGUCAUUUUUAAUAUUUGGAAGUGCGCCAGAAUCCGCUAACGUUGUGAUUCACUUGAUUUUAAUAUCUAAAAUAGAUUUUCAUGUUUAUUUCAUUUGAAAGUUACACAUUGCAAUUCCUAUUCACAUUAUUUUAAAAUCCAAUAUUGCGAUUUGUAGUCAAGAUCAACAUCGCGAUUCGUAUUCAUGCGUUUGUAAUAUUAAACAUUGAUUUUGAUAUUUAUAUGUGAUUUAAAGGCUAUGCAUUGCGAUUCAUAUUCUCGUGAUCUGAAAAUGAUGCAACACGAUUUCUAUAUUCUCGUUUUUAAAAUCCCACUUCAUAUUCAUGCGAUUUUAAAAUCAAACUUCGUGAUUCUUCUAGGAACUAAGUUUUGUUUCAAAUUAGUUUCUGUAAACGUGUUAUUUUCUUCGUUGGUAGGUAAUUUAGAUAUAAAUUUUAGUUCAAAAAAUUAUGCUAAAUAUGAAAAAAAUGUAUAGUAUGUAAAUUAAAGUUUCUGCACAUAACAUUUUCAGGUUCUCUUUGUGUUACAAUCACCCGAGAAGAGUUUUUAAAAAAAGAAAUCUAGUUCAGAGUGUUUCAUAUUAUUUAAUGUAUAAAUAAUCUAAAAAGAACUUUUAGUUUGCACCGAUUAUUUCCGAAUGUAAACUAAGAAUUUAUAGACAAUUUUUGGAAGCUAAAGUGAGGGGGAAGGGUUAGCUUAUAAUCAAUUCCACUGACUUUGAAAAAUUCUAAGAGGACAUACAUAAAUAAUAGUUGAAAACAUUAGGCUUAAAUAUACUAUUAUUUUUUUAUUAUUAUGGAAGACCCGUGCUUUUUCUAGUUCACUGUACAACCGUUACUAUUUCUAAUUGUAGCAUGGCUUUUUUUUUAAACGCUAGCUUAUAUAUAAGUUUUGCAUUUUGGGGAAACAAUUCCCCUUAUAAAAAGUGUACUCAUGGAUACAUGUAUGGUCUUUAUUCGAAAUAUACAGUAUUAAAAAUUAUAUAUUUUGUUCAGAAAUUUAUUUUUUAAAAUGUGUUAAUUCAGAGGUAGAUUUAUACACUGACAAAUGCAAUUUAUUCUAAAUUUCUGACAAUAAAAUUUUACAGCUGUUAACUUCAAAAAUUGUAGCAAAUAAUUUCUUUACUGUGAUGAUCCAGCUUUUAAGACAGCGAGUUAUUUGUUUAUUAUUUUGUUUUGAAAAAAACAAUGAAAAUAGUUCUGUUGGUAAUGUGAUAUACUUAAUGUGUUCAAAAAUAAAAUAUACCUUCCAUCUAAAGUAAUUAGAGAUUAUAAAAAUAUGUCUUUAAAAAAUAUAUUCUAUCUUUUGAACAUUUUGUUCUCCUAAUUAAUCCAAACCAGUGUCAGUUUUCUAAAACCAACUUUUUAAUAAUUAUUUUCAUAAACUGUUUCAUGUUACUGUAACACGCUGUUUUCUUUUAUAUUUCAGUAUUAUUUAACAACUGAACUGUAAUAUUUUAAUUUGUACUUAAUUGCUAAUUGAAUAAAUAUGUAUCAAUAAAAAAUUUUAAUUUUGGCUUACUUAAAGUUGUUAAGUUGAUGGCUUGGUUUAUGGUGCCGAAUUAACUUACUUGGUCGAAAGAAUAUUUAUCUUAAAUUUUGUUUUACAAUUUAAUUUAUAUUACCCUUUUUAAAAAAAAGAUUACUCAUUUCCAUUAUAUAUAUAAUACAAUUAUUCAUCUAAAUUUUUAUUUCUAUUAUAUUUAAAAUAAUAUUCUUUGUUUCUAAGUUUCCAAAACAGUGCAAUAUUAAAUAUAUAAUUUCAAGUUUAAUUUUUUUCACCCUUUUCAAAUACUCUUUUAUUCCGUUGUAUAUUUAAUCCAUCUGUAGCUUCACAAAUAUCAAAGAUCAUGCAAUGUUUGGUUGAAAGGCUUUUAAUACCUCUCCAUUGCGAUUGCUUUUAAGAAAUUAACUUCUUGUGCACUUUAUUUCAGUUUUAGAGCAUUAGAAUUUUAUCAUUCAUAUUUUGUUUCUGUUACCAUUUCUUUAAAAGUUUCUGUUAUCAUUGUGCUUUUCUUCCUGCCUUCUUCAGUUUCACAAAUGUUAAGGACACUGAGGUAUUAGAGAGAUAAUUUUAAAAUGUACAUUUUAUUGCACUUAUCUCUUAAUAUUCAUUCCACUGUGAGUUGUUGAGGCCCAUGCAAUAUUAAAGAGAUAAUUCUACUAUAAAUUUUUUGUCAAUUCAUUAUUAUUACUACUGCUUUUGAAAGGUAAAAUAGUUAUGCACUUAUUUCUUUCUUUUUUUUUUUUUCAUCUUCAGUUUCACAAGUGUUAACCACUUCCCUGAUUAUCCCGAGUUAACUCGGGGGUAUGCAUAUAUUGCAAAUAUUUAUUAUCCCGUUUAAACUCGGGCAUAGCAGAAUUCGUCAAUACGUUUUGUUUUAUCACAUUUUUAUUCGGCUGGAAGCAAAACAAAAAAUUAUAUUCUACUGUGUUUGGGAGUUCUGCUGUUUGUGGCACUGCGACGUGUUUCAUACAAUUGUAUAUACGUUGGUUCAUGAAUUUACAAA